This is a messenger RNA of Trichoplusia ni (cabbage looper), 1539 nucleotides long. RefSeq names its product retinol dehydrogenase 13-like. The transcript is spliced from 8 exons. The coding region runs from base 198 to 1199 and encodes 333 amino acids. NCBI's taxonomy places the organism in Eukaryota, Metazoa, Arthropoda, Insecta, Lepidoptera, Noctuidae. The record is from RefSeq and is a predicted model, not a curated record.
UAACAUUGAUUAUUAACUGAGAACCUCUCAAAGCUAAACUUUCAAAUAAUGUAAAAAGACCAAAUCAAAUAGUUUUUAGCUAAAAUACUUGUGUUGACGUUUUUUGUUUGAAAAUAGUAGAAUUUCAAUUUAUUCAGCGGACACCCCUGCCUGCGGCUGGCCACAUUCUGCUGUCUCCGAUUUCAGCAACUUCUACCAUGUGGGUGCCGAACAUGCCAGUGACGAUUAUAACCGCGGUGGCGGCCACUGCAGGUGGGGCCUGCAUAUUCAAAGAUUUUUACGGCGGUCCGCCUUUUGAUAAAGCCGUUCGCGCUGAUGGCAAGGUGGUGAUUGUGACGGGUGCGAACAGUGGCAUCGGCAGGGAGGCAGCCUGGGACCUCGCCAGGCGAGGAGCCAAGGUGUUCCUGGCGUGCCGCAACAUGGAGAAGUGCGAGGAAGUGCGUCGCGAGAUCGUGCUGGAGUCCAACAACAAGUACGUGUACUGCCGCCCCUGCGACCUGGCCAGCACCGAGUCCAUCAGGAAGUUCGUCGAGAGGUUCAAAUCCGAGGAGCCCCGCCUGGACGUCCUGAUCAACAACGCCGGCGUGAUGGAGCCCCCCGCCAGCGUCACGCGCGACGGCUUCGAGACACAGCUCGGGGUCAACCAUCUCGGACACUUCCUGCUCACCAACCUUCUACUGGAUACAUUACAGAAGUCAGCCCCCAGUCGCGUGAUAUCAGUAGCUGGCAGCUCGCACUACAGAGGAGACAUAAACAAGGAAGACCUGAACUUCAGCAAGAAGUACGACGGGCCCGCUGCGCACGCGCAGAGCAAGCUGGCCACCGUGCUGUUCAUCAGAGAACUUGGUAAACGGAUGUUGGGUAGUGGCGUGGCCGCGAUCGCAGUAGACCCGAGCCUGACGGACACUGCCAUCACCCGGCACAUGUCCAUGAUGAAGAGCGUCUCGCGCUACUUCGUGUACCCGCUGUUCUGGCCCUUCAUGAAGACCGCCAAGCUGGGCGGCCAGACCCUCGUGCAGGCCGCCCUCGACCCCGCCCUGGCGGACUGCUCGGGAGACUAUUAUGUUGACAUGAAGAAGAAGGAUCCCUCUGCGCUCGCGCAGGACUACGAGCUGUCUGACUGGAUGUGGAAGGUCAGUGAGAAGUGGACCAAGCUGGACGAGCACAAAGCAGCCCUGAAUAAGGCCACGGCAGCGUGAUAGAGGCUACUAAAAUGCUGUUUCUACAGACCACCUAACAUAGGUUAUGUGUAACCAAUUGAAAACCGACCUUACGGGUACGUGAUAAGAGCUAAAUUACAUUGGCAUUGCCGUACAGCUAGUAUGUCUUGUUAUAACUUCAUUAGACCACCUAGGUUAUUUUAACCAGUUGAAAGUCAACCUAAUGGGUAUGUGAUAAGAGCUAAAAUACAAUGAGACUGCUGUACAGCUUGUAUUGCUUUUACUUAAUUAUAUUAGAAUGAAUGUGUUUAGUGUUAGGGGAAUGUCUGCAUUUAUUGUUAACUAGUUAAUAGUUUCGUUAAUAAAUUACUGAUAAUUA